AUGGCCUUGGGGUCAUCUCAACUCUCAUUUGAGCAAUUCUGCACAAGCGGAUUAGAGGGAUAUGCCAAAGCAACUAACCAUGGGCAAUUUACCAUUACUAAUGUAACUUAUAUUCCAACGGCGGCAAUUUCGCUUUCAAAUCUCUCGCCGACCAAUUUGACAAACGCGGCUGCAUUCUGCCGAGUCUUUGCGUCUGUCCCGUAUCCAAAGGACAACCACGUCAGUUUUGAGGUUUGGCUACCUGACAAGGUGAAUUAUAACGACCGCUUCCUAUCUGUCGGAAAUGGUGGCUUUUCAAGCAUCAUCGACGAGAUCUCUCUCACCAAUGCAAUUAAUUCCGGCUAUGCUUGUGCAGGAGGAAACACUGGACAUCUAGAUAGCGACAACAAUGGAGGCAGCGGAGCCCCGGGCGUUUAUCUACCAUUUUUGCACGACAAAGAGCAGGUCGAAGCUUGGAUUCACAACUCCAUCGCCAUGUUCACUUCCGCAGCCAAGGAUAUUGUGAAGAAAGUAUAUGAACGUGCACCAAAAUAUUCGUACUAUCAAGGAUGUUCGACAGGAGGAGCUCAAGGCUUUGCUCUUGCCCAGUUUCAUCCUACUCUUUUUGAUGGUAUAGUAGCUGGAUCUCCGGGGAACUGGUAUUCACAUCUUGCCUUAUCAUUUCUAUGGAAUAGCGUUGAUAAUACGAGCACGUCCUACUUACCUCAAGAAUCUCUGGAUUUAAUCACACAGCAUGUCUUGGAUAAAUGCGACACUUUGGAUGGCGUCAAAGAUGGCGUCAUUGAGAACCCACUGAUUUGCGAUUAUGAUAUCUCGAAUCUUCAGUGUCAAAAUUCUCACAGUUCCAACUGUCUUACAAAGCAGCAGAUUGCCCAAGUCAAGAAAAUCUACCAAGGCCCGAAGAAUUCGCAUACAGGUGCCAGCUCAUAUCCGGGCUUUUCUGUAGGCAGCGAAAAAGCAUGGAUACAGCAGGAGAGUGUUCUCGCAGACGCUUUCGCAAUUCCCAUCCUCCAGAACAGGGUUUUUGACAACUUGUCAUAUGAUGCGACAACCUUUGAUUGGAAUCAUGAUGUCAAGGCGCUAGAUGAGACCGUUGGCAUUCUUAUUGAUGAGAUCACCCCGAAUCUCUCAGCGUUCAAAGCUCACGGCGCCAAGAUGGUGGUGACCCAGGCUUGGACAGACCCUCUAAAUGCCGCACUUUGGCCAAUAAAGCAUCGUGAACAACUCCAACAGGCCAUGUCUGGGAAUAUUGAUGAUUGGUUUGGGCUAUUCAUGGUUCCUGGGGGCGGACACUGCGGCUCUAACCCAGCCUACCCUCAAGUACCGGGAACUUGGCAUUCGCUCGACACCCUUGUUAGCUGGGUAGAGCACGGCCAGAAACCGACUCAGAUGCUGAGCACUCAGCCUGCUGACGGAACUAAUAGAACAAGGAAGUUGUGUCGGUGGCCGAUGGUAGCACAUUACAAAGGUGGCAACCCAGAUGACUGGACAUCAUAUUCUUGCCAGUGA
Messenger RNA from Trichoderma harzianum CBS 226.95, 1509 nucleotides. RefSeq lists its product as hypothetical. The record is from RefSeq and is a predicted model, not a curated record. Lineage: Eukaryota; Fungi; Ascomycota; Sordariomycetes; Hypocreales; Hypocreaceae. The transcript is spliced from 5 exons. The coding region runs from base 1 to 1509 and encodes 502 amino acids.